GUUCAUGGCGUGGAAGGACGCUAUGCAGCCGCUCUUUACUCCGCUGCCCACAAACAGAAGAGUCUCGAUAAAGUCGACAAGGACCUCCAAAAACUCAGGGAUGUGUAUAAGCAAGAUAAGAAGUUCCAGGAAUUCGUCCUCGAUCCCACCCUCAAAGGAGCAAAGAAGAAGGAGCAAGUACUAUCUGUCGCACAGAAGCUUGGACUUUGCAAGGAGUCCGUCAACUUUUUGGGGCUGCUAGCAGAGAAUGGUCGUUUAACCAAAUUGGAAGCAGUAUUUGACUCAUUUGACCAAAUCAUGCGCGCUCACCGAGGCGAACUCUCCGUUCAGGUCAUAUCAGCUGAACCACUCAGUAAGCAACACGAAUCCGCUCUCAACGAUGCUUUGCACAAGAUGGCCAAGUCAGGACAAAAACUGAAUGUUUCGUACACUGUAAAGCCUUCAAUCUUGGGUGGACUGAUAGUAAACAUAGGCGAUAAGUACGUAGAUCUAUCGAUUGCUUCACGAGUUAAGAAGCUCAAGGAAACAUUGAUUGCGUCUGUAUAA
Molecule: messenger RNA, 546 nt
Organism: Cylicostephanus goldi
Lineage: Eukaryota; Metazoa; Nematoda; Chromadorea; Rhabditida; Strongylidae
Source: the annotation of a GenBank genome assembly